Molecule: messenger RNA, 4494 nt
Organism: Salvelinus fontinalis (brook trout)
Lineage: Eukaryota; Metazoa; Chordata; Actinopteri; Salmoniformes; Salmonidae
Product: gamma-taxilin-like
Biological process (GO): regulation of cell cycle
Molecular function (GO): syntaxin binding
Source: RefSeq, a predicted model, not a curated record
AUGCAACAUGACAAUAGGGUCAAGCAGCCUCCCCGUCAUUAUAUAUUGCGUCACAUCAUAGCGACACACUCCGAUGCAAGAGACAGGGUCGAUUUAAACAGUAAAAACAAACAGUUUGGGACCAAUAUCAUGGAGGCCACAGGGUUCUGUGGAAUGGAGGUGGCAACUCGGGGGCUAGUGGGGGGAUCUGGCAGCAGCUCCCCUCCAGAGCUGGACAGCCCAGGUAGCCAGGAGCACCUGGGGCUGUUUGAGCUGGUCAGUAGUUGCUGCAGUGAGGAGGUGAGAGGGGAGACUCCAGGGAGAGAGGACUGCCCGCUGGACCCCAACAAUGCUGAGCUGGACCCAGACGGUGGUGGUGGCAAGAUCAAGGACCAAAAGGGAUUGGGAAAAGAGGUUCUCCUACUGAUGCAAGCCCUGACCACACUAGCGUCCCCAGAGGAGAAGCUGGCCGCUUUGUGCAAGAAGUAUGCUGAUUCGCUGGAGGAGAGCCGCAGUAUACAGAAGCAGGUGAAGGUGCUGCAGAAGAAGCAGUCCCAGAUGGUCAAAGAGAAGAUCCACCUGCAGAGUGAACACAGCAAGGCCAUCCUUGCACGCAGCAAGCUGGAGAGCCUCUGUAGGGAACUGCAGAGACACAACAAAACCCUCAAGGAUGACAACACGCAACGGUCCAGAGAGUAUGAGGAGCGUCGUAAGGAGGCCACCCUUCACUUCCAGAUGACGCUGAACCAGAUCGAGGUGCAGAUGGAACAGCACAACUCUCACAACUCCAAGCUGCGCCAGGAGAACAUGGAGCUGGCACAGAAACUCAAGAAACUCAUCAAACAGUACGAGCUCAGGGAGGAGCACAUUGACAAGGUGUUCAAGCACAAGGAGAAGCAGCAGCAGUUGGUGGAUGCCAAGCUCCAGAGGACAGCUGAGCUGAUGAGAGAGUUGGAGGGGAAGCAGCAGAGAGAGAGAGACUUUCUCCUGAAAGACGCCACCGAGUGGAGACAUGAGUGUGAGCUGUUGAAGGAACAGGAGACUCAGCUCAAACAGCAGCUCUCUUUGUACAUGGACAAGUUUGAGGAGUUUCAGACCACUCUGGCGAAAAGCAACGAGGUGUUCACUACCUUCAGACAGGAGAUGGAGAAGAUGACUAAGAAGAUCAAGAAGCUGGAGAAGGAGACGACUCUGUGGAGAACGAAGUGGGAGACCAACAACCAGGCUCUGCUACAGAUGGCUGAGGAGAAGACACUGCGGGACAACCAUUACAAGGGCCUGCAUGGGAAGCUGGAGUGCCUGGAGAAACUGUGCCGGGCUUUGCAGAAGGAGAGGGACGACCUCACCACCAAACUGGGAGACCUACAGUCAACAACCGAGGAGGAGGAGGGGACGGGACCUCCAGACCCCCAGCCCAGCCAGGAGUCUACCCAGGAUGAGAUGUCUCCGCCUGGGAGAGGGGAAGAGACGCAGCCCCCUACUACCCCUGAACUGGAGCUAGAGUCCUCCACCACAGAGCAACUUGACAACUGAGCCACUAACCCCCGCUGCCUUUUUGGGGGUAUAUUUGAAUACAGUAUAUCUUUUUUUGUGUGUUUAAAGUUAUAAUUAAGAUUAAAAUGACUGCAUUAUUAACAAUGAAUAUAAUACUUUUUGCCCUGACUGUACAUUGUAAAAAUGGGCUUUGUGGUGAGCACUAGGCUCCCCAUUUUUCUACCACAUUUGUAUUUUCUUAGAUUGUCUUCAUGCUGUUGGUCAGUCACAGGGCUGUUGUUCAGUCACAGGGCUGUUGUUCAGCAGCUUUCUCGUGGUCAGUCACAGGACUCUUGUUCAGCAGCUUUCUCGUGGUCAGUCAGAGCUGUUGUUCAGCAACUUUCUCGUGGUCAGUCACAGGGCUGUUCAGUCACAGGGCUGUUGUUCAGCAGCUUUCUCGUGGUCAGUCACAGGGCUGUUGUUCAGUCACAGGGCUGUUGUUCAGCAGCUUUCUCGUGGUCAGUCACAGGGCUGUUGUUCAGCAGCUUUCUCGUGGUCAGUCACAGGGCUGUUGUUCAGCAGCUUUCUCGUGGUCAGUCACAGGGCUGUUGUUCAGCAGCUUUCUCGUGGUCAGUCACAGGGCUGUUGUUCAGCAGCUUUCUCGUGGUCAGUCACAGGGCUGUUGUUCAGCAGCUUUCUCGUGGUCAGUCACAGGGCUGUUGUUCAGCAGCUUUCUCGUGGUCAGUCAGAGCUGUUGUUCAGCAGCUUUCUCGUGGUCAGUCACAGGGCUGUUGUUCAGUCACAGGGCUGUUGUUCAGCAGCUUUCUCGUGGUCAGUCACAGGGCUGUUGUUCAGCAGCUUUCUCGUGGUCAGUCACAGGGCUGUUGUUCAGCAGCUUUCUCGUGGUCAGUCACAGGGCUGUUGUUCAGCAGCUUUCCCGUGGUCAGUCACAGGGCUGUUGUUCAGUCACAGAGCUGUUGUUCAGCAACUUUCUCGUGGUCAGUCACAGGGCUGUUGUUCAGUCCCAGGGCUGUUGUUCAGCAGCUUUCCCGUGGUCAGUCACAGGGCUGUUGUUCAGCAGCUUUCUCGUGGUCAGUCACAGGGCUGUUGUUCAGCAGCUUUCCAGUUGGACUAAAAUUAUACUUUGUCUUUCUCCCAUUUCCCAAUUUCCUCUACAGUCUGACAGCAUCUCUUUUGCAGCUUUCUUCCAUUGAAAAAUCUAUAUUUUGGAGUUGUAGUCAGAUCAAAUCUCUUUUGAACUGAUAUUGUAGUGGGAUUUUAAAUUCUGUCAUAUGCAUAUUGAAGUAGCCUUGUUGCGACUAACUGAAUCUUGUCUAGGAACAGAAAUAGCAGGGCAUUGUACAGUAGAAGAGUUGCAGACAUACAAUGUUUAUCUCAGACCAGGGUCCAUAGAUUUACUAGAAUGGGAAUUCCCAUUCAAGUCAAUGUAACAUGAUUGGUUGACAUGUAUUUCUAUGGCGGAGCCAUUUUAGUCAUUGGGUUGUCAUGAUGGAAUCUUCUGGCUUUCUAAUACCUCAGCACUGGUGUUUAGUUUCAGUCAAGUCUCCUUUUUGAAGUAGCUGGGAAUUGAAAAGGAAAUUCCCUGUCCUUUUAACAUAAGACUGAGUCUAAAGGGUUAAAUCUGUUCAUCUUUGACCAAGAUGCUAUCCAGUCAAGACAGCACGUUCAGUCAUUGUAGGUUCCCAGUUUCUGCAGGAGGACCCCUGGUUCUGAUGCUGCUGUACCUACAGGCUUUCUUGGUUUGUAAUUCCAUUAGCCUGCCCCCAGAUCUGUGUGGUCCAACUUGAUCAUGAGUUGGGAAAGAGCACAAUAGACCUGGGACCAGGCUAUCAUUCCAAUACUCCAAGGGCCAAAUUGCUCUCCUUAAAACUGAUACCUCCACAUGGAGAGAGGGGUGCAUUGGGUUAAGGGCUCACAAUGUAAUUUUACUUCUGUGUGAUCAUUUGGCUGGAGAAGUCAGUGAGGUACUUUACUGCAGACACUGUGGGCCUUCAGGAACUGAUUCUGCUUGGUAACUUAGGGUUGUGUUCCAGACCAGUGAACAUACAUUUAUAUGGGACGUAAUGUUUCUUGGGCUCCAAAUAGGCUUCUUUCUAUUCCUUAUGCCGGUGUUUUGUUGAGACAGAAAUUGGUUUUAUUUCUGGAAGCAAAAAAAAGAUGACUGAAGAAAAAAUACAUGGAUUUAUAAGGUGCCUUGUCAUCUUACAUACUUUAAAACAUGUGAUUUGCUUUUUAAUAUUUUUUACAAACACCUAUGAAUGUAAUGUUUGAAUUACAACACGGACAUUCAAUAAGAACUUAUUUGGCAUUGGAGAUACUUGCCAACAUGUGGAGUACUGAAUGUAGAUAAAUGUCACCCAUAUCUUGUAAUGAGAACGAUGGUGGUUUUGGGCCCCAGGUCAGGGUUGUGUUCAUUAGGCAGCAAACAAAUUGAAACUGGGUUCAAUAACUUAAACCCUUGAUCGGAUGCGUGCCCUAAUCAACACUACCCAGGUUCCCCGAUCAUCUACCUAGAAACAUCACUGAUAUCACCAGCUCCCACUUUUGCAUUGUUUUGUGAAAUGUCAUAAGGAUUUAAUUGAGAGCACAGCCCCUGAAGUUCUAAAUGUGAAGAUGGGUCCAAGCCAUGGUUUGGGGAUACUGUAGCUUAAAUCAAGUUCAAUACUUUACUCUGUCAUGUGAUGGUAAAUGUAAAGAUGACGCUAUAGGAUUGAUGUGGUCCAGGUCAGUUGGAUGUAGCCUGAGUCCAUCUGCUUGGGCUAUUAUGCCAACUCAGUGUCAUACUUGAUUGACAGCAAUGAAAUAAGCAAAAAGCACAAACAGACUGGUACUCAGGCUAUUGUGGAUGCCAGUUAAACUCAGGUUAUGUAAAGACAUCUACCUCUGCAGGUGAAGAACUGUGAAAGCAGAGCUAGUUAAUGUUCAGAAAGCUUUGAGCCUACAUCCCCCUUUAUAAGAUCGUGAAAUGUUCUUAUAGUCCCGUCUCUCGCUUUUCAAUAAACUAUUUUGUAGAAUUUCAAA